UGCGCUCUCUCGCUCUCUCCCCCUCUCCCCUCUCCCUCUCUCCCCUCUCCUCUCUCUUCCCCGCUCUCUCCCGCUAACUCUCCCCAUAACUCUCGCCUUCUCCAAUCUCUCUCCUCUAUUUUUCUUUCUUUCUCUCUCGCCCUCACUCUCCAUCUCUCAUCCCCUCUUCUCUCUCCCUCUCUUCCUCUUCCGUCUCCUUCCUUCACUCUCCCUCUCUCCCUGUUCUCCCUCUUCUGUUUCUCUCUCCCCUCUCUCACUCUCCUCUCUAUUUCCUCCCUCUCCUUUUCCCUCUCCUCUCUCUCCCUCUUCCUCUCCUCUCUCUCCCUCUCCCUCUCCUCUCUCUCCCUCUCUCUCCUCUCUCUCCUCCCUCUUCCUCUCUCUCUCUCUUCUCCUCUCUCUCUCUUCCCUCCCUCUCCCUCUCCCUCUCCCUCUCCCUCUCCCUCUCCCUCUCUCUCUCCAGGCGCGCGUGCGCCUCUCCCAUCGGGCAGGCGCGGGCCCGUCGGAGGCGGCCCGUCGGGAGAGUCCGGCCCCGCUGCCCGCGUCCCCUCCCGCGGCCGAGCGCGCGCCCGCAGGCUCCACCGAGACGCACCGGACCGCGCGGGAGGGACGCGGCGGGAGGGAGGCUGCUGCCCGCCGGCCGCCUUCAGCACCGAGGCAUGGACAGCGCCCCCGGAGCUCGCCGCAGCCGCCCCUUCCUGCAGCGCUGCCCGCGCGCCCUGUAGCCCGGAGACCCCUAGGAGCGACCCCCGAGGGACUGGGCUUCCGCAGGCCGCUCGGAAGAUGCGCAUCCCGGCCGGGCGGCGCGGGCGAGGACCCAGCCUGCCCGGGAAGUAACUCAGCCCGGCCCCGGCUCUCCGGCCGCAUCGCCGCGCAGGGCUCGGCCGCCUCUGCAGAAUAUUCUUCAGAAUGUUGACAUUGACAAAGAAGUGACCUCCGAACAAGGAAGAUACUGCUCUAAAUUAAGACUCUCUCCUUGUGGCGUCAUAGCACAUGGAUUUCAGGACCGCCUGUGAGGAGACAAAGACAGGGAUCUGUUUGCUGCAGGAUGGUAAUCAGGAGCCUUUCAAAGUCCGGCUGCACCUGGCCAAAGACAUUCUGAUCAUUCAGGAGCAGGAUGUGAUAUGUGUGUCCGGUGAGCCUUUUUAUUCUGGUGAGAGAACCGUGACCAUCAGAAGACAAGCUGUGGGCGGGUUCGGACUGAGCAUAAAGGGAGGAGCUGAACAUAGCAUUCCAGUUGUCAUCUCAAAAAUAUCCAAGGAACAAAGAGCGGAACUUUCAGGACUCCUAUUUAUCGGGGAUGCAAUUCUACAGAUAAAUGGAAUUAAUGUAAGGAAAUGCAGACAUGAAGAAGUGGUUCAGGUUCUUCGGAAUGCUGGGGAAGAAGUGACUCUCACGGUGUCGUUUUUAAAAAGAGCCCCUGCCUUCCUCAAGCUGCCGCUGAACGAAGACUGCGCAUGCGCCCCCAGCGACCAGAGCAGCGGCACCUCCUCCCCGCUCUGUGACAGCGGCUUACACCUCAACUACCACCCCAACAACACAGACACACUUUCAUGUUCCUCCUGGCCAACUUCUCCGGGUCUGAGAUGGGAGAAGCGCUGGUGUGACCUCCGACUCAUCCCUCUGCUGCAUUCGCGUUUCUCUCAGUAUGUUCCCGGGACAGACCUGAGUCGGCAGAAUGCUUUUCAAGUAAUUGCUGUGGAUGGGGUGUGCAGUGGGAUUAUUCUGUGUCUCUCCGCUGAAGAGUGUAUUGAUUGGCUACAAGCAAUAGCAACUAAUAUUUCAAACCUCACAAAGCACAAUAUUAAAAAAAUCAACAGAAAUUUUCCAGUAAACCAGCAGAUAGUCUACAUGGGCUGGUGCGAGAGCCGGGAGCCAGAUUCCGGUCAGGACCGGCUGUAUUCGCCAACCUUUCUAGCCCUGCGGGGCUCCUGCCUUUACAAAUUCUUAGCACCUCCUGUUACAACCUGGGACUGGACUCGAGCAGAGAAAACGUUUUCAGUUUAUGAGAUUAUGUGCAAGAUUCUCAAGGACAGCGAGCUGCUGGACCGGCGGACGCGCUGCUUCACCGUGCAGUCCGAGGCCGGGGAGGACCUCUACUUCGCCGUGGAGCUGGACUCGGACCUGGCCCAGUGGGAGCGCGCCUUCCAGACGGCCACCUUCCUGGAGGUGGAGCGCAUCCAGUGUAAGACUUACGCAUGUGUGCUCGAAAGUCAUCUAAUGGGACUCACCAUCGACUUCAGCACAGGAUUUAUCUGCUUUGAUGCUGCAACGAAGGCAGUGCUUUGGAGGUAUAAAUUUUCUCAGCUUAAAGGUUCUUCAGAUGAUGGCAAGAGCAAAAUCAAAUUUUUAUUUCAGAAUCAAGAUACUAAACAGAUUGAAGCAAAGGAGCUGGAAUUUUCUAAUCUGUUUGCCGUUCUUCACUGCAUCCAUUCAUUCUUUGCCGCCAAAGUAGCCUGCUUGGACCCUCUCUUCAUAGGCAGUCAGGGGGCUGCGGCUGCCCCGGCCAGCUCUGCCACCACCAGCAGAGCGAAGUACCCUAACUGACACCCACCGACAUCCCCAGGACCAUAGUGGCAGAAUCAACAUCGUCAUCACCUCAGACCCCGGAGAAACCGCAUCACAAAGCCAACAGUAACGUCAAACUGAAAUGUCAGUGUCGGAAGGAAUCUCUAACGCAUUUCCACCUGGAACCCGUCAGUGAACCGUGAGAGAACGGAGCAGCGUGUUCUCACACCCUUGCUCUGUCCCCUCAGACUGGGGACAGAAGAACGAACGAUUCAAUGUAAAUAAUAUAAAAACUAUAAGCUACCUAUAAAUAAAAAUGCAAAAUAAAUGGUUAUUUCUCUAUUUUAGAUUAUUUUGUACGACAGAUAUAUGUUUGGCCAGAUCAUGAACUAAUGCCCUAUCAUUGUAUUUAUUUAUUUACGAGGGACACAAAGGAAGCAAAAAUACCUGCGGCAUGUAAGCAGUUUCAUAGGAGAAAGCACUUUAAUUUGCUGAUGUAGAUUUCUCCUCGUAUUCUCAUUCCAUAAUUUGAUACUGGUACUGCAAAUCAUUUUUCAUUGCAAAGUAGCCCUAAGAUUACAAAAGGAUAAUGAUAUUGAAUAAACACAAUGUUAAAUGGACUAUUUUCUCCAUUGAAACAUAAAUAUUAAUUGUUUGAUUAACCACCAAUGUCAAUAAACCAUGCCAAUAUAUGUUAAUGAUGAAAUAUGAAAACAUUCAUGAAACGCUAGUUCUUUUUAUCAUUUAAAAUAUUUUUUCUUUUCCUAAUGUGGUUUGCCAGCAAAUUAAAAUUUCAUAAAUCUAUACUGAGCCCCCCAAAUUUUGUAGAGUAAAUAAUAUCAAUAAAUGUGGUAUAAAAUUCUUUGUGAUCCUAAUAUCUUUAGUUAAUUGUGGCCUACUAUGUCUAAAAAUACUCCCAAAAUAUUAUUUGUGUUAUAUUUUAUAGAAAAAAUGAGGCAAAUAUAUUUAAAAUUCUGGCCAUGUUAUAUAAGGUGAUAAGUAAUGCCAAACCAUGAGAGUUAUUUAGAGUUAUGUACCUCUUAACAUAAAUAUAAAAAUAUAGAAACUUGAAAACCCUGAAAGUAUAUAAACAGAGCUCAGAUCUCAGAUAAUAACUACUUCUAUAAUGUUGAAAAUAUUCUUUUCCCUUCAUUAUUGUUAUGCCAAGAUCUUCUUUUAAACAACAGUGCCUCCUCAAAAAGAGAAAAAUAAAAAUUUUUACUAAUACAUAUCUUUUGGAGUCGUGAAGCUAACUCAAAUUUUGGAGUUGUGAAGAUACCUAAGUUAUCUAAUAAGAUGAUUAAAUUUUUAACAAUAAAAACAGUCAAUAAGGAAACCAAAUUAUUUACAAAAAGAAGAUGAACAAGCCUUGUAAUUUAAAAACUUGACAUCAAACAUUUGUGUUUUUUGAGGGGAUCUCACACCUGACAGUAUCCAAGGAAGCCAGAGUGACUGCAAUGGAAUCUGGGACCUCAAACUUUUUAAAAAAAUCAUUACAAACCAUAUCAUUAUUUGCUUUUAAUAUAAUUUAUUUUUAAAUACAGUUAAUUAAAGAAAUAAAGAGCCAUAAUUGUACUAAGGAAACAUUAAGGUGUCCAAAUCAACUGAUUAAAAAUUAUGGCAAAUAAUUAUGCAACUAUCAUACAUAGUUUUAAUACAAUCAAUUUUUGGCCAUAAAAUUAAAGACAUUUAGAAUAACAAUUAGAAUGAUUAGAAUAACAUUAAAAUCACUUCUUAAUAUGUACUGAUAAAACAGAACAUUCAUUUUAUAAUUAAAAUCCCAGUAACAACAGCAAAAAAGGCCAUGGUCCCCUUUGAACUUCUGGAGAAAGAGUCCAGGGAAGCGUUUAUACUAAGAUUCUCCACCAGUAUCCAACUUACAGUAGAAUCUCUGCUACUAGAUGAAUGUUAUCUCGGUGUGCCCCAUAUUGGGGCGACGUUUACUGUGUCCAUGAAGACCGUCUGGUCAACAAGUAGCAUGAAUUGUGACAGUUAGCCCAAAGAAAAGGCAUUCCGUUUGACAGAAGUAUAAUUAUUAGAGUCAGACAAAAAUUUUCAGAAAGUUCCAUAUAAAAUGCAGAUAUGUAAUUCAAUUAUUAUUUUUGUUAUAUCUUAAACUAUUUUAGCCUUUGCUCAUGUGAAUGAUAAAAGAAAAUAUGUACAAGAUGUAUGUGAGUAUAUAUCUCUUGUACAACAUGCAUACAUAUAUACAUAUAUGUACAUAUAAGAAGAUGAAAACAAAAUUUGUUAGAAUAUAUUUGAAAUACAUAUACUUAAUAAAACUUAAAUUUACAUUGUAAAUUGAUUGUAGCUUGAAUUAAAAUGUAUGUUGAUACAAUAUUGUGUUUAUUUUUUAUACUAUUGAUAAAAAUACCUAAAUUGCUACUUUAUAUGAUUAAUGGAGAAGCCACCUAUUAGAAAAAUAUUAUUUUGGUUUUAUCCAAUAAGUAAAUAGUAUUUACCUUCUAUUUUGCAGUGUAGUUAUUAACAAUGCCAUUUAUUCUCACUUGGACUAUUGGAAUGGGAAAAAAAUGAAACGAACUACUCAAAUAAAUACCAGUUUCUCAUGUAACUUGUGUUUAGACGCAUGAGAUUUAUUCAUCAUAUCCUAGUUUGUACUAGCAUCCAUUUUAAUGACAGAAUGCUAAUUAUGUGUUAACCCCUCCAGUGCCUUGGUAUAAGUCUACAUGUGUUGUGCUAUACAACACACAUUAUAUAAUUCAUUGUUGUCCGCAUAGUAAAUUUAAAGGGACCAUUAUAUUGUAGGUCUUAGUUUAGAAAAGGACUUCAAAUAUAAUUUGAAAUAAUUUUAUGGCAUAGCAAUGUAGUUUGUCUAACCCGAAGUAAUAAUUACUUUAAGUUGAACUUUAUUGGUGAGAGGGCAUUUUUAUAUUUGUGGGUUGGGAGAUUCAAGCGGGGUUCGGGGGCCCUUGACCCAGUCGUAUGUCGCCAGUCCCGCGGGACCAUUCAUGCUUUUGGGGGUGCGGCAGUUUUUCGGUCACUCUGUGCCCAGGCCCACCAGGUCUGGCUAGCCCCUCACCGCGUGGAGUCAGAACCCGGUGUUAGCGCCUGGCGCCUUCCACAGAGUUCUCUCCCCAGCCAGGAGCCGGGCUUUGAAGCCAUCAGGCAGACUCAAUCUAUUUCAAAACUAUUUCAAACAUGGAACCCAAUAAUUACCCUCGCAGCUAUGUUUUUUUUGCCGAUUUCUUUGCCAAUUUUUCAUGCAGUUAAACUUACAAUUUCAGAUCUUUUGCUAAUAGACUCGACAUUCAGAAAGAAGAAAUGAAUUAUUUAAAAAUAAGGACCAAGCUCAUAUUAACCGUGGAAGAGAUCAAUUUUCCUUUGGGUGCUUUAUAACUCAUCAUUUCCUUCUUCUACAAGGACAAAACGUGUUAAUAAAUUUUAUUUUGUUUUCCUUAAAUGCUGGAUUUGAGAGAAGUUUGAUUUACUGUCGUGGAAGAGUAAUAACCCUAACAAUUAUUUACAAUUACUGCUAGAAAGUGGCAGGGUGGAGAAGCUUUAGAAGCACAAGAAUAAACGUGCUAACUUUUUAAGGUAAGUGCAGAUGUUCCAAAUAUUAACAACAAAAGAUUUGCUACACUUGGUAUGGCUAUACUCAUGAGCUCUCCUUAAAUAACUGCUUUAUUCAUACCUCUAAAUUCCUUGUCUAUGAUUUAGUGUUGCUCUUUAAUAUUUAACCAGAAUUCACUUAUUUGCACAUUUAAAGUUGCUUUUGAUUAUAAAUAAAAUAUUAUAAAUGUUAUAUAUUUUAUACACAUUAAAAUGCAAUGGAAAAGCAGAAAUUAGAAAUGUAAAUAUAUUUAUUUCAUUUUAAAUUGUUUUGGUGGAUGUUUGUAAAGUGUAAAUUAAUAUCACUGAUGAAAAUGUGUCACUUUGUUCCUCAAGUUCAUUAAUCUACUAAAAAAACUGUACCUUUUUUAAUGAAGCAUACUGGAAAAUAAAAAUAGAUACUUUUCCUAUA
Sorex araneus (European shrew) is the source of this 6487-nucleotide messenger RNA. RefSeq names its product syntrophin gamma 1 (gene SNTG1). Gene Ontology annotation, cellular component: dystrophin-associated glycoprotein complex; intracellular anatomical structure. Bases 991 to 2544 code for a protein of 517 amino acids. Lineage: Eukaryota; Metazoa; Chordata; Mammalia; Eulipotyphla; Soricidae. The transcript has 19 exons. Gene Ontology annotation, molecular function: protein binding; structural molecule activity. The record is from RefSeq and is a predicted model, not a curated record.